GGUUAUGGGAUUUAGUAUGUUCAAAGUAUCAAUACUUAUUGCAUUACUAGGACUGUUUUCAGCAAUUAUUCAAUCUGUCCUUGGCAUAAUAAUGAAAAUGAUGGGAGCUAAAUACACAAUAAUGAUUGGUUUGGUAUUUGAAAUCAUGCAACUUAUGUGGUUUGGAUUUGGUUCAGAGACUUGGGUCAUGUGGUCUGCCUGUUUUUUGGCUGCCAUUUCUAGUGUUACUUAUCCUGCUAUUAGUUCGUUUAUUUCCAUUCAUUCAGAUGCAGAUAAGCAAGGUGUGGUUCAAGGAGUGGUAACCGGAGUAAGAGGUCUUUGUGGCGGCUUAGGACCAGCAAUGUUUGGAUUCAUAUUUUAUUUGUUUGAUGUUAAUUUGAAUGAAGGAAUGCAAAUAGCACAUACUACUCAAAAUUCUCUUAAUAGUUCAAUCAUAAUUAAACAUUUGAAGUACAAUAUAAAUAAUAAUCCAUCUUCUUCGAUGAUUCCAGGACCACCAUUUGUCUUUGGUUCACUUCUGGUUAUGUGCGCAUUAUUAGUCUCCGUUUUUAUUCCAGAAAAUGUUCCCAAUGGUUCUGAUCAACGUCAUAAACAAAUUGGUAAACAUAAUAACUUGAAUUUUUAAUAAGAUUAUUUGAUUAAAUAAAYAUUUUCAUUAUUAUAGUA
Diuraphis noxia (Russian wheat aphid) is the source of this 666-nucleotide messenger RNA. RefSeq names its product solute carrier family 71 member 1. Gene Ontology annotation, biological process: transmembrane transport. Gene Ontology annotation, cellular component: membrane. Gene Ontology annotation, molecular function: transmembrane transporter activity. NCBI's taxonomy places the organism in Eukaryota, Metazoa, Arthropoda, Insecta, Hemiptera, Aphididae. The record is from RefSeq and is a predicted model, not a curated record.